Molecule: messenger RNA, 8405 nt
Organism: Sinocyclocheilus grahami
Lineage: Eukaryota; Metazoa; Chordata; Actinopteri; Cypriniformes; Cyprinidae
Product: contactin-associated protein-like 5
Exons: 30
Coding region: 1-7554 (2517 amino acids)
Biological process (GO): proteolysis
Molecular function (GO): aspartic-type endopeptidase activity
Source: RefSeq, a predicted model, not a curated record
AUGCGGAAGCAGGCUCGAGAAAAGAUUAAGUCCGAGCCAGGCGCGAGCCGAAUGUUUCAGGAGGCUCUGGGCGCUUCAGCGUGGGCUUCUGAUCGAUUCGCAACAGAUGGCUAUCUGGAUUCGCACAAGGCUCGUGUGAAGGAGGCUACGAGGAGGAUGGCUGCAGACGCCGGGCUUUCACCGCCGGAUCAGAGUGUCACCGAGAGCUGCCGAACUUUCACGGGGACAUCCAACAGACACAGCGGCGCGCACGGGACUGCGCUGGCUUCGGAUGCGAACAGAAACAGCGGCACACGGAACCCCACUGUUGUCGGAUGUAAACAGACAUGGCGGCGCCCACGGGACGGCGCUGGCUUCGGAUGCGAACAGACACAGCGGCGCACACGGAACCCCGCUGUUGUCGGAUGUAAAGUUGAUUGGGAAGCUUUUCACGCACAGUUUGAACUGUUGGCUCAUGCUGGGAACUGGUCGGAGGACCGCAAAGCUCUUGAAUUGGCUAUGUGCCUUACAGAUGAUGCUCUGAACUGUUUGUUAUUGCUUUGCCCUGAAAAUAGACAUGAUUAUAAGGCACUUGUCGGGGCACUGAGAUGGCGAUUUGGUCAAUUUGAACAGCCAGGGCUUCUGCGUUCCGAACUGAGUAAUAGACGCAGGCAGCCAGGAGAGCAGCUGAGAACCCUGGCAAAUGACAUUGAAAAUUUGACUCGGCGAGCGUAUGCCCACAUGCCACCGUCUGUUCAAGGGGAGCUUGUGAGAGACCAAUUCAUCCAGGCCCUUAUUCCUGUGGAGCUCCGUAUGCAGACACAGCUUGCCCACCCUCAGACCUUGCAGGAUGCCUUGGAGAUGGCGUUGGAGAGGGAGAUUGUGUGGGGAACUUGCGUGCAGGAUGAGAGACCAAUUCAUCCAGGCCCUUAUUCCUGUGGAGCUCCAUAUGCAGACACAGCUUGCCCACCCUCAGACCUUGCAGGAUGCCUUGGAGAUGGCGUUGGUUGGGGUCCGCAUGUGAUAGUCUUCCGUUCCCACAUCUUCGGUAGACUCAAGUGGGAAGAACCAAAAGUUAAGGCCCUUAUUCCUGUGGAGCUCCGUAGGCAGACACAGCUUGCCCACCCUCAGACCUUGCAGGAUGCCUUGGAGAUGGCGUUGGAGAGGGAGAUUGUGUGGGGAACUUGCGUGCAGGAUGAGAGACAACGAGAUACUGUGCCGGUCAGGUCUGCUGACCUGGGGGAGGGGCUAAGGGUGCCGUGUUUAGCAUUGGUGGAUACGGGAUCGACUGUGACAGUGUUGAGACCAGAUGUAGUUCCGGCAAAUGCCAAGCUGGAACCCACCACUGUCCGACUACGCACAGUGAUGGGUGAACUAGCACCCAUGAAGGGUAAAGGAGAGGUGGGGCUGACGGUAGGGGGAAAGACAUUACGCCAUUCGGUGUGGGUGGCUACAGUACAAGACCCCUGUAUUCUUGGUCUGGACUUCCUUAAAAGUGCAGGUUGCCAGUUAGACUUAAGGGAUGGCCUGCUUCGGUUUGAAGGGGGUCCUGAGGUUGUCAUGUCCACUGAAAAUAAUGUUGAUAUGUAUUUUACCGGUCUGUUAGAGGCAGCAAAUGUUCCUGGGGACUCUAGGUUGGAGUGCCACACAUUGCAUUUGCAAUCCAGCCCGAGUGCUGAUACCAGACCACCUCAGGUAGAUGAUUCUUCCACUCCCUUACCCCACACCCCAGCUGACCUCUACCCGGGGGUGGCCACACAAUCCUCCUCAGAGCCAGUUUCAAGUCUCCCUAGCAGGGAUGGGCAGGUCUGUCUGUUUCCACCUCUGGGAGAGGGGGGAGGGGUGGUUGCUUUGAGGGAGAUGUGGCUUAAGAAUCGGGAGGGCUUGGAUUCGAGUCAGCAGGAGCAGUUGUGGGAUUUGCUGGUAGAUUUCCAACAUUGUUUUGCAUUUGGGGAGGGGGAUGUGGGGCGAACACAUCUGGUACAGCACGAAAUUGAGACAGGCGAUGCCAUGCCCAUCAGGUUGCGGGCCCGGAGGCUUCCUUUUGCCCAUCAGGAUACUGCAGAUAAGGCCUUGUUGGAUAUGCAGCGAGCGGGUAUUAUUGAGCCGUCUGAGAGUGCGUGGGCCGCACCGGUGGUCAUGGUGCCUAAGAAUGGGGGUCAGUGGAGAUUUUGUGUUGACUAUAGGCGCCUUAAUGAGGUCACUAGGAAGGACUCGUAUCCCAUCCCUUGUGUGGAUGAAUCAUUGGACCUUGUAGCUGGGUCAUCGUGGUUCACUUGCCUGGACAUGCGUACUGGUUAUUGGCAGGUACCACUUGCUCCGGAAGCCAGACCAAAAACUGUUUUUUGUACAAGUAGGGGGUUAUGGCAGUUCAGGGUGCUCUGCUUUGGCCUCUGCAAUGCGCCGGCUACUUUUGCCAGGUUAAUGGACAGGGUGUUAUCAGGUAUUCCACGGUCAGAGUGUCUGGUGUACCUGGAUGACAUCCUGGUCCAUGGUAGUUCUUUUCAGGCCUCUCUAGAGGCUCUCAGGCGAGUGCUGAGUUGUAUUAGCGAGUCUGGCUUGAAGCUACACCCAGAGAAAUGUCACUUCUUUAGGAGGGAGGUGACGUUCUUGGGGCACAAGCUGGGGGGGCAGGGGAUUGGCACAGUGGAAGAGAAGGUGCAGGCAGUGAGCGGGUGGCCCACUCCUACAACGUCGCAGCAGCUCAAAAGUUUUUUGGGGUUAGCCUCAUAUUACAGGAGGUUUGUGCAGGGUUUUUCUACCAUUGCAGACCCACUUUUCGGCCUGCAGAAGAAGGAUAAGUCCUUCACGUGGACUGAGGAGUGUCAAAACUCUUUUGAUGCCCUGAAACAGGCCCUGGUCACAGCCCCUAUAUUGGCUCCUCCUGAUUCAGCUCUUUCCUUCAUUCUGGACACAGAUGCCAGCAAUGUGGGUAUGGGGGCAGUUCUCUCUCAGGUGGGGUCUGGGGGGGAACAGGUCGUGGCCUACUACUGCAAAACAUUCAACAAAUCUGAACGCAGAUACUGUGUCACCAGAAGGGAACUUGCUGCUGUGCUUUUUGCAGUUCAGCACUUUAAGUAUUACCUAUGCGGGUUACCUUUCACUGUACGUACUGACCAUUCCGCCCUCCAGUGGCUAAUGUCAUUUAAAGAGCCGGAGGGCCAGUUGGCACGCUGGAUUGAGGAACUUCAGACGUACGACAUGAGGGUAGUAUACCGGGCAGGGUCAGGACAUGCAAAUGCAGAUGCUCUGUCUCGUAGGCCUUGCUCAGCCGUCGGGUGUCGGUACUGUGACAAGAGGGAGGCCAGGGACAGAGAGCUGGGGAACCCAGAUGCCAGUAGUACCUCUUUGGGUUGUACGCAUGGUGAUACGCCAGUGUGUUUGGCAGUUGAGACAGUGAGUGUAGAGGACUGGAGGCGGCUGCAAGAGGAAGACCCAGAUGUGCAGCCAGUAUGCGAGAUCAGAACACCAGGAGAAAUGGUUUUUCGGAGGCCACCAGAUGCACCUGCUGUGCCCCCGGGCCCUGAGACAUUCAACAGCCGGGCCCGGCAGAAGCGAAAUUUUGACCUAAAAACAAAAGGGCGGCAUUUCACAGCGGGAGAGUUGGUGUGGGUUUACAGCCCACAGAGGAAGAAGGGCAGCGGUUACAGCGGUCAGCUCGAUUACUGUGAAGAUCCACUGGUGACAACGCUAUCCCCAGCUUCCUUCCAGAACUCAUCAAAAUUCUCUGACAGAAGGUCACCACACUAUGCUAAACUCAACAGAAGAGAAGGUGGUGGGGGAUGGUCUCCAAAUGGAGAAGACCAACAACCUUGGCUACAGCUGGACCUACAGGACAGGUUGAAGGUCACAUCCAUUGCUACCCAGGGUCGGUGGGGCAGCUCUGACUGGGUCACUCGCUACCAGCUGCAGUACAGUGACUCUGGACAAACCUGGAGACCAUAUAGACAAGAGGACGUGAUAUGGACAUUUAUAGGAAACAGUGACACAGACACAGUGGUCCAACACAAACUCCCUCACUCAAUCAGAACUCGAUAUAUGCGUCUUCUGCCCCUUGAGGGAAGCCCCAAAGGAGGAAUGGGUCUACGGCUAGAAGCUUAUGGCUGCACAUACAAGUCCGAUGUGGCUGACUUCGACGGUCGCAGUGCCUUACUCUACCGGUUCAACCAGAAGUCCACCAGCACAGUGAAAGACGUGAUUUCCCUGAGAUUCCGGAGCCAUCAGGCAGAAGGGGUUCUGGUUCAUGGAGAGGGACAGAGAGGAGAUUUUCUCAAUCUGGAGCUUCAGAGAGGAAGACUCAUUUUGCAUCUCAAUUUGGAUGAUGCCAAGCCUCAGUCUGCUGGACGCUCAUCUUCUGUCAUGUUAGGAAGUCUGCUGGAUGACCACCACUGGCACUCUGUUCAAAUUGAGCGCUUUAACAAACACGUCAACUUUACUGUGGAUGGACACACGCAACACUUCCGCAGUCCAGGACAGGAGGACACACUGGAGAUAGACUAUGAACUCAGUUUCGGAGGAAUCCCUUUGCCUGGUAAGCCUGGGACGUUUCUCCAUGAAAAUUUCCACGGCUGCAUAGAAAACCUCAACUACAAUGGCGUCAGUGUUAUAGACAUGGCAAAAAGACGGAAGCCACAGAUCUAUACAGUGGGUAACGUGACGUUCUCAUGCUCUGAGUCUUCCUCGGUCACUGUGACAUUCCUCAGUUCCACGGGCAGCUUCCUGAUGCUCCCUGCAGAUCACAGUAUGGAGAGUCUCUCUGUACGACUGCAGUUCCGCACAUGGAAUCAGGAAGGGCUGCUGUUCUCAAUCCCGUUCUCUCGUGAUCCGAACACAAUUAACCUGCUUCUGCAGCUCAGCCAGGCUAGGCUGCUUCUCUUGCUCUCUGGAGGGCCACAAAACUCUGCUCAGGUUUUUAGCGGUCAGAAUUUGAGUGAUGGAGAGUGGCACUCCAUAACCAUUGAGGUCAAGGGACAGAAGGUGUCUUUAACAGUCAACAACCAGAAGCCUGUCACUAUGGAAUUCAGUGGGCUAAUUCAGAACAUGCAAAGAACAGCCAUCUUCAUUGGAGGCUGCCCUUUAUUCCAGAGUGAUUUCAACUGUGAAAACCCCAACAAAGGAUAUCAGGGCUGCCUUCGUCUGCUUUUCAUAAACAGCCAUCCAGUCAACUUCCUUCAGAUUCAGCAGGAAAGCCUGAGCAACUUUAGCCAGAUUAGCUUUGAUGUCUGCAACAUACAAGACAGGUGUUUGCCCAAUCUGUGUGAACACGGUGGUCAAUGCAUCCAGUCAUGGGACCAGUUUUACUGUGACUGUUCUGGAACAGGAUACACAGGAGCCACCUGCCACAACUCAAUAUAUGAGCGAUCCUGCGAGGCCUUCAGGAAAACAGGAAGCCAGUCGAGUGUGUUUACAAUCGACCUUGAUGGGAGCGGACCUCUAGAGCACACUCAAGUCAACUGCACCAUGGCAGGUGUGACCUCAGCAUGUGUGGGGGACUGCCUGGAGAAAUCACACAUCUCAUUAGAAGAUAAAGUUUGGACCGUAGUGGGGCACGAUCACAUGAGGCCCAUCGACAUUCGAGGAUCCACUCCACGCAGCCCUUUCGUUCUCAUCUUCAACUACACCAUCUCACCGUACCAUCUCCGCUCACUCGUGACCUCCUCGGAGCACUGCCAACAGGAAGUGAGAUAUCGUUGCAGGAAGUCUCGGCUUUUUGACACCUGGGAUGGAACUCCUCUGUCAUGGUGGCUGGAUAGAGACGGAGUGAAAAGAACAUAUUGGGGAGGAUUUCUGCCUGGGGUCCAGCAGUGCUCUUGUAGUUUGGAUGGCAACUGCAGGGACAUGAAUUAUUUCUGCAACUGUGAUGCAGACCAAGACACCUGGGCAAAUGAUACUGGUGUGCUGUCUUACAAAGACCAUUUACCCCUUAGUGAGAUCGCCAUUGGAGACACAAACCGGACAAACUCGCAGGCCGAGCUCCAAAUUGGACCGCUGCGUUGCUAUGGCGACCGAUUUUUCUGGAACUCUGCAUCUUUUUACCAGGAGUCCUCCUAUCUGCAUUUCCCCACCCUCCAAGCUGAACUAAGUGUCGAUAUUUCACUCUUUUUCAAAACUAGUGCUCUCUCAGGAGUCUUCUUGGAGAAUCUGGGUGUCAGAGACUUCAUAAGGCUGGAACUGAGUUCUCCAUAUACAGUGAACUUCGCUUUCGACCUAGGGGACGGACCAAUAAUCCUUACCGUUCAUUCACCUGUAGCUUUGAACGAUCGUCAGUUGCAUUAUAUUCGUGCUGAACGAAAUGUGAAAGAAGCUUCUCUACAGGUUGACUCCCUGCCGCCGAAGCAAAAUGAAGCACCAUCUGAGAGACCCUACCGUCUUCAGCUCAGCAGUCAACUCUUUGUGGGAGGAACAGCUUCUAGGCAGAGGGGAUUUCUGGGCUGCUUACGUUCCCUCACCAUUAACGGGGUUACCCUUGACCUGUAUGAACGUGCAAAGACCACCCCGGGGGUGAAUUCCGGCUGCCCGGGUCACUGCACCAGCGACAGCGUCUGCCAUAAUGGAGGGAGAUGUGUGGAAGAGAGGAGCAGUUACACCUGCGACUGCACGCAGACAGCCUUCGAUGGGCCACACUGCAGAAUAGCUCUAGCAGCUUCCUUUGAAAGUGGAUCUUCAGUCCUGUUCACUCUCCAGGAGACAUUUUCCGGAAUACUGAAUGAGGAAGCCAGAAGAUCACCGGCCGGUUUCCAUGAUGCUGAAGUUACCAAAUCUCAAGAGAAAGUGUCGUUUGGGUUUUUGACGCAUCAUGUGCCAGCCUUGAUCCUGACAGCGCAUACUGUGGACCAGCACUAUAUGGCUGUUAUGCUAACAUCAAACGGCAGCCUGCAAAUACGAUACUUGUUGAACAAAGAAAAACAAACAGAAACGUUCAGCCCAGUGUCAUCCAGUCUAGCAGACGGACGGUUCCACUGGGUCAAAAUCAAUCGAAAGGGACAGGAGCUCCUUGUCCAGAUUGACAACACAAUAACCCAGCAGUACAGCCUGUCUCCUGGAUCUGCUCUCAGCCCGGCGAGGUCAGUGAUUCUGGGGAGAAUCCAAGGUAUUAACAUUACUGAUAAGGAACUGGUUCAGGCUGGAUUGAGAGGGUUUAUUGGCUGCUUGUCCUCCGUGCAGUUUAAUCAGGCUACCCCUCUGAAGGCAGCCCUGCAAAACAGCCAAAGCCCGUUAGUUACUGUUAUCGGCCGCCUGGAAGCAUCAAGUUGUGGGACGGUAUCCAGCUCGAACACUUUAAGCGAUACACACACACGGUCAGAUGACUCGGCAAAAACAGACCGAGGCAAAGAUCCACUGAAAAAGGCUCAUCAAAAUGACUUGGCAGUACUCGGAGGAGUAGUGGCUGCAGUGGUGUUCAUCACCCUCUGUGCGUUGGCCUUCAUCAUCCGCUUCCUGUAUCGUCACCGACGGACUCCAGCGCCCCCCGUAAUCACCGGAAAGAUGCACCGACCCAGCAUGGAGCAUCCUCCAUACCGGGCUGCACUGGACCUGCACAAACCCAACCACGACAGCAAAGAAUACUACAUCUGACCUUGCCAUCUCGUGCCUGGCCUUUAAUCAAACAGCCUGUCGCCAGUGUACAUGCUACCAAACCCACCGCACUGUAUUAUCUACACUGCAAGCUGAGCAGCCAAUCAAAGGCCAGCAAUGACCCAACAGGCACAAGAAAUUACAACAGAGACAUUUUUGUUUGUUUGCUUAUUUUCUACGAAGAGAGUCAAGCUUACGUGAAAGUAAGCAUGCACCGGCCUCCUGGAUGAUGACAGAGCUGUAUUUUACAGGCAUAAUAAUAGGUUAUACAUGCACAGCACACACGUUCCAAGCAAACAGCACAGCAGGAGGGCUGAAGCAUCACUCUGAAUCGUCUUUAUCCAGUGUGCCUGCUCAAACCUGUCUGUCUCAGAGCCUGCAUAUAGAGUGGGCUUAAGCUAAUGGACUGAAACCCCAGCGGAGAGGGUUCUGAGAGAAUGGUUUUGUGGCAGAGUGGCAGACCUUCCCAGAUGUUGUUUUUAAAGGAUCGAUCAUCGCUCAACAUGUCCAAAAAAAAAAAAAAGAUUAAAGAUGUCCGCAUCCGACAACCCCACAUUUGAUGUUGAAACUAUUGACUGGGGCUAGGAGCCGCUAAAGGCUGGGAUUACCCAGCAAAGGAUUAUAAGAAUAUAUCAGCGGCGGCUGAGGGAUGGAAUAUGAGUCAUUUGUGUGUAUCCUAAUUCCCAUGGGCCGGGCAGAUUCAGGCAGUUUAAUUCACUUUCCCACCGUAAUCGAGCUGGUCUCGCAACUGAGCGUACCCAGCGUGCCCCAGGAACGAAAUCUCGUCCUUAUUGAAGUGCAUUAUAUCUAUAUAAAAAAACAGUACACACACAAAAAAAGAAAAAACACUU